CAGAUUGUCAUCCAGUAUAUCAGUUUGCUUGUAACAAUGGUCAGUGUAAACCCGUCACUUAUAAAUGUGAUGGUUAUGUAGACUGUGAAGAUGGUAGUGACGAAGGCGGAGACUGCGUUUAUGAAUGCGCAGAAGGAUCCUUCCUGUGCCCAACAACUUUCACGUGUGUCUCGGAUGAUAGAAGAUGUGACGGUUUCGACGACUGCGGGGACCUCUUUGAUGAAAAAAACUGCACAUGUGAUGACCUCACUCAGUUCAGUUGUUUGGGAGAUGGGCUUUGUAUUCCUAAAAAGUACCUGUGUGAUGACGUCAUUGACUGUGAAGAUAGCUCAGAUGAAUUGGAAUGUGGCCAGCUUUGUCCCGAUGGACAAGUUGUAUGCCGGGAUCGCAGCUGUAUAUCUGAGUUGUACCAGUGUAACGGAAGAACGGAAUGUCCCGAGAACGAGGAUGAAAGUAUAUGUGGUAAGAAAACCGUAUCAAUGUGGGCGACCUUUAGUGGAAGAGCCAAGCAGUAGUCGAAUAGUUGGUGGCACUGAAGCAACACGUGGUGUAUGGCCAUGGCAGGUUUCUUUGUCCAAGUCUGAUGGUGGUCAUAUCUGUGGCGCAUCUGUAUUGACAAAUAACUGGAUAGUCACCGCUGCACACUGCUUUAAAUUACCGACUUAUGACAUGGACACGUCGCCCGGACCGUGGCAGGCGGCGUUUGGGAUACAAGACGUGACUCUUUCUCGGUACCGAAUAGAGAGACGUGUAAAGGCUAUCUAUGUGCACCCUGAUUACCACCCCCUCUACGAUGAUUACGACAUCGCCAUGGUGGAACUGGUACAUCCCAUUGAAUAUAAUGAUUACAUCAUGCCAAUAUGUCUCCCAACAUACGAUAUGCGACCGACCAAUGAAAGCACUUGUUACGUGACGGGAUGGGGAGCUACCAGUGAACAUGGUUUUACUUCUGACGUUUUAAAACAAGCGUUAUUACCGGUAGUACCGAACGUAAAAUGUGACGAGCUGUUAGCUACAGACAUAGGUCCCAGAAUGCUAUGCGCCGGAUAUGACGAAGGCGGAACUGACGCUUGCCAGGGCGAUAGUGGCGGUCCAUUUGUUUGCCAGAAGGAAGCCGGUGAUUGGUACCUAGCUGGUGUGGUCAGUCACGGCUUCGGAUGUGCCAGACCCAAUUCACCGGGCGUCUAUAGCAGAGUCACUGAAUACCUGGAUUAUAUAUAUCAAUUCCUGCAGCAGUAAAAAUUAAUAAAAUCUCUGCACGUUUUCUUUUUAAGUUAUGUAAAUGACUUAUUUUAUUCUUGAAUGUUAACAAUAUCAGUUUUUAACCACGUACGCCAGCCACUAAAUCAAUAUUUAUUUUAAUUAUUGCGUUUGUUGAAGGGGGAUAGAUCACGUAACCGUAUCUUUAUGAAAUUCGGUUAUAUUUAUUCGAUUGUACAGAUAAUCAAGUAUAUUUGUAUAUAUGUAAUUGUGUAAAUAUGACGUUUCAACUUCACUUUUAAUUAUUCAUGAUUUCAAUGAAUUGACACCACUAUAUUAAAUUACACAUGCGAGACACAUUAUUUGCAGAACACGUCUUCCUGAUGAUUCUGAUCACCAUGAAAAAUGAUAAAAUCAGUUGGUAUGGCAACAAAUCAUGAAAUGUGGAUGCCUGUGAUACUUGCCAGGGUCAGUGCGAAGUUGUCUACAGAUUAUACAAAAAAUAAAUGAAACUUUAUACUGUAUAUAGUCACAAAUAAAAUGUAAAUAAAUAGCUGCCUGUGGAUUACAAGAUUACAUGUAUUAAUAAUUUACGCUCUUUUUAUUUUGAUUUUCAUCUUCAUCAAUGCAUUUGUUCAAUGAGAAGUAUUAUUACUAACCCAACAUCAUACCAUCUGAAAUGCCUAGCUAUUAUCAUUGAACUGAUUGAAUCUUAGUCUCAUUAAUUUGUAUUUCAAAGUUGUACUUUUAAUUAUAUCCGUUAUUUGCACCCAGACAUUUUAAUGAAUAAAUUAGAGAUUUACAAGUCGGAAA
Saccoglossus kowalevskii is the source of this 2013-nucleotide messenger RNA. RefSeq lists its product as uncharacterized. The record is from RefSeq and is a predicted model, not a curated record. NCBI's taxonomy places the organism in Eukaryota, Metazoa, Hemichordata, Enteropneusta, Harrimaniidae. Gene Ontology annotation, biological process: proteolysis. Gene Ontology annotation, molecular function: serine-type endopeptidase activity; protein binding. Gene Ontology annotation, cellular component: membrane.